Cornus florida is the source of this 411-nucleotide messenger RNA. RefSeq lists its product as uncharacterized. Lineage: Eukaryota; Viridiplantae; Streptophyta; Magnoliopsida; Cornales; Cornaceae. The record is from RefSeq and is a predicted model, not a curated record. Bases 1 to 411 code for a protein of 136 amino acids. The transcript is spliced from 2 exons.
AUGACUAGUCCAUUCAGUCCACUUGCAAACAUACUAAAAGAAAAGCGAUUAACUGGAUUUAAUUAUAUCGAUUGGAAAAGGCAACUAGAUAUUGUACUCACAUAUGAGGGGUUGAAUUAUGUGCUUACUACUCCUAGACCUUCUCCACCUUUGCCUGAGGAUCCUCCUGAGGAGCAUGAAGUUUUUAAGAAAUGGAAUAAAGCAGAUGAGAUGACUAGGUGCUACAUUCUUGCUUCACUCUCGAAUGUACUCCAAAGUCAACAUCUUCAAUAUCUCACUUCUGCAGACAUCAUACUUAACCUUAAGGAAAUGUUUAGGCAAAUUGGUAAGAGUGCAUGCCAAAAUGCUAUGACAAAUUUGAUGACCAUUAAGAUGGUCCAAGGAAUUCUAGGAGUCCAGAAGCCUCAAUGA